CUGGGGGCUGUUUUAGAGGCUGCCUGCCACAUUGGGGGAUGGUGCCCUGUAGACUAGGGUACCCCCCCCAAUCCAUCCAGAAUUCCAGGCUGUGCCCAUCGCCCCAGGCUGAGGACCCCCUGAGCCAGGACCGUCAGCUUCUGGAGGGGGGGCUGGCAAAGGACCCGUCAUCAGCCCUGGAUCUGACUGAAGCCAGGUUUGAUGCAGACCCAAGGUGGGAGAGCCCUGGCAUGCCUGCAGAAGGGCCCACAUCUGGUUGCUCACAAGAGCUGAACCUCACCACCAGCAGUAGCUUUGGAGAACCAGGAAGCUCAGAGUUCAAGGAGCUGGCCCAGAGGGAAGACGGGGAGCUAGCAGGGCCCAUGCCCCAGGGGCCCCAUCAACCACCAUCCAGAAGCCUACAGGAGAAGAAGCUGGCUCAGGGAGCCCCAGGGCCCUCAGGCCUCCCCUCCCAGGGCCUGCCAGAACCCCCGGAUCCCCUGGAGGGGCUGGGCUGCAGCCUGGGCCAGGAGAGAGCAGAACUAAAGAAACUGCUAAGAAGUGAGAUUCCUCAGAGUCAGAGAGAGGGGGCCCCUCAGGAUCAGAGAGGGAAGGCCCUCCAGGGGGAGGACAAAGAAGUUCCCCCAAGUAAGAGAGAGAAGACAAACGAGGGUCAGAGUGGGGAGGCCCCUCAGGCUCUGAGGGAAGAGGUCUCGGAAGGUCAAAGGUGGGAGGCCUCCCAGGGUGAGAACAAAGAGGCACCUCGAAGUCAAAGCGGAAGUCGCCUUAAGUGCCGGAGAAAGGAGGUCCUCCCGGAGCAGAGCGAGGAUUCUCCUCAGGGCCCGGAAGUGAAGACGCUUCAGCCUUCCGAGGGCAGAGGCCGUAUCUCACAAGCCUGGGAGGUGGCUCGGGGAGAGGCACCUACACCGCCCCGGGAGGAAGGCGGCUCCCUGGGGAUUCCGGGGGGCUUCUGCAGGCCCCUGGGAGAACGGAUGCCGCAGCCUGGGGGAAGGGAGGGCCCGGACCCGCGGGGAAGGACCACGCAGCUGAGGCAGGUUAAGACCGGUGGCCCGAGAGGAGAGAGCGCAGCGGCCGUGAGAGAGCAGCGGCCCGCCCGGGAAGGGGCGCCGGCUCCCCUUACGCCCCCGGGGCCUCCGGCCCGGCCGCCGCUCCCACGCCCAGGAGCGGUGUCGCUGGCGGCCCUACGCACUGGUGGUUCCGAGCAGCGGGAGCGCCCCGCAGCUCUCCCAGGGCACCCGGGCCUGCUGAGCGAUCCGCACUCGCUUCGGGGCCCGGGAGGAAGCCCUGGCCCCGCGGAGCAGGAGCUGGGCGGCUCCAUGGGGCUCCCGGGCGCCCUCGGGGGGCGGAGGGAAGGUGCCGAGGCCCCCAGAGCCUCGAAGACCGCGUGGCCCGAGUCCCCGAGCAGGGACAGGCGGUCUGCGAGCGUGAGCGCGGCGCAGCAGGAGACGGCUCUGCAGCGGCUGCUGGAGCUGCACAGUGAGGCCAGGCGUCGGCGGCAACAGGACCGCGAGCAGCAGCGGCUCCGGGUCUUGGAACGCCUCCGCAUCGCCAGGAACCGCCACUGCCGCGUGCACCCCUUGAGACCCCCACCAAGCCCGGCUCAGCUCCCACGACAGGCAAGACCCCUAGGAGAAGGCGGUGGGGCCGCCAAAACCCUGCCUGGGUGGGGGACGGGGCGCGACCUGGGUCCCUUUGACUUGCGCGCACCGCGCACUUGCGAUGACACCUGCGGAGCGGGAGGGGCCGGUCUGCCCGGGUGCUGCCCUCUGCUGGCCGCAUCGAGCCCCGGGGCUGGGAGGCGCGGGCGCUCAGCGCUCGGCGCCGCCCCAGGAGGACGCGGCCGGGCAACGGAGCGCCCUGCGGGAGCAGCUGAAGCAAAUGCAACGGGAGAGGACCGGGCGGCUGCGAGCCCUCGGGGCCAGAACUUCCAGCAACUUCUGUGGCCCCCUGGCUCUGAGGAGCCUGCGCCUGGAGAGCAUCGCGCACUCUUCCCAGCCCGCUCUGGUCACUGCUGAAUCCUCAAAGGGACGAUUAAAGAGACGGGGAUUUAAGGAAAAAGCAAGAGGGCAACCUGUAGGUCAGAGGUAGUUUCAGAAAGGCCCGGAACGCAGCCUCAGGGCCUGGGAGAGCCAGACACAGACACGCAUGGCACUUUCGGCCCGCCACGUGUAUUAUUUCUUCUUCCCUCCCCUAAGCCCACUGCCUGGCCCAAGGUCAGAGGGCCAGGUCCUGGGGGUCAAGCAGUGCGAAGGCCCCAUUCUUGCGGAAGAAAGAUUCAAUGCGGCACGUCUUGCAGGAGACCAGUUCUUGCUUCACUGGGGGGCCUGGGAAAAGAUGUCAGAGGCCAGGAAUGGAUUCCUGGGAAAGGAACUCGCAGAGCCCGGGAGCCCUGCCUGCAUAACCCUAGGAAUCUGCCUGUGUUGUAUCCACUUUGUAAGUGUGAAAAAAUAAAAAGAAGUGCUUCUGA
Molecule: messenger RNA, 2467 nt
Organism: Delphinapterus leucas (beluga whale)
Lineage: Eukaryota; Metazoa; Chordata; Mammalia; Artiodactyla; Monodontidae
Source: RefSeq, a predicted model, not a curated record